AUGUCGGCCGAUUUCAUAGCAGGCUACAUUAGCGGCGCGGCUGGAAUCCUCAUCGGCAACCCCUUGGAUAUAAUCAAAGUACGUUUACAAGCCGGCAGCUCCUCUGUCGCAAGUGCUUCUGUCACAGGCGCCUCUUCUCCCUCAACAUACGCUUCGCAAUUCUCCUCGGCCGGAACCCUCAUUCGCGGAGCCACUGCGCCCAUCCUUGGAUACGGAGCUUUGAACGCCUUGCUAUUUGUAACUUACAAUCGCACCUCGGACCUCCUCAAUACAAACAAGCAGACUGGAGGGACGCCGAAUCUCUGGACAACCUGGAUAGCAGGAGCAGUCGGCGGGCUCGCAACAUGGGCCGUCAGCACCCCCACGGAACUCAUAAAAUGCCGAGCUCAGGUCUCUUCAUCGGCGACAGCAGCAUCUAGCUUGCGAAUCGCCAAAGAUAUUCUGCGGACAGAAGGGAUUCGCGGCCUGUAUUUUGGCGGCGUUGUCACAGCGUUGAGAGAUAGCGUCGGCUAUGGCUUUUAUUUCUGGUCCUAUGAAAUUAGCACACGGUUCAUGAUGUCUCGAAUGGAUCAAGAUGCAGCAACGACGGGCAACGGUCAGAAAGAAGCAGCAAAGGUCCUCUUAUGUGGUGGGUUAGCGGGUAUUGUCACAUGGGCCAGCAUCUUCCCCCUCGAUGUUAUAAAGACGCGUGUACAAACCCAAAUCCUCGGACCGGGUGACGGUGGAGAGCGGACGUCUCUGCUUGGGCAGAGACGAUUAGGCGCUAUGGAAGUUGCGCGGAAUGCAUAUAGAACAGAAGGCGUGAAUGUGUUUUUCAAGGGCCUGGCGAUUUGUAGUGUCAGGGCUUUCAUUGUGAAUGCCGCGCAAUGGGCUGUAUAUGAGUGGAUUAUGCGGGAGCUUGAUCCUGUGAGAAAGAGUAAGAGCGAGAGCAUAGGUAUACCCACAUAG
Messenger RNA from Venustampulla echinocandica, 948 nucleotides. Its product is annotated as Mitochondrial carrier. NCBI's taxonomy places the organism in Eukaryota, Fungi, Ascomycota, Leotiomycetes, Helotiales, Pleuroascaceae. Bases 1 to 948 code for a protein of 315 amino acids. The record is from RefSeq and is a predicted model, not a curated record. Gene Ontology annotation, biological process: transport. Gene Ontology annotation, molecular function: transmembrane transporter activity. The transcript has a single exon.